AUGGCAAUCACAGCAGGCUACGACCGGAUGAAGGAGGUGGAAGAGUUCGACCAAUCCAAAGCCGGAGUAAAAGGCCUCUCCGAUUCCGGCGCCUCCACCAUUCCCAGGAUCUUCCUCCACCCGCCGGAAUCACUCUCCGGCCUCCGCCGCACGGCGGCGGCUCCUUCCCCCCAAAUCCCCGUCAUAGACCUAUCCGGCGCCGGUCUGCCCGACCACCGCCCCGAAAUCGUCCGCCAGAUCCGGGACGCUGCGAGCACGUGGGGGUUCUUCCAGAUCACCAACCACGGCAUACCACUCUCAACCCUCGACGCCACCGUGUCCGCCGUCAGAGCCUUCCACGAGCUUCCGGCGGAGGCGAAGUCCCGAUUCUACUCGCGGGAGGAGACGCGCGGGGUCAUGUACGCCAGCAACAACGACCUCCACCGCUCGGAGGCCGCCAGCUGGCACGACUCGAUCCAGGUGUGGAUGGCGCCGGAGGCGCCGCCGGCGAUGGAGAUACCGGAGAUCUGCCGGGAGGAGUUGCUGGCAUGGGACACUGCGGUCAAGGGCGCGGGGGACAAGGUGAUGGAGCUGCUGUCGCAGGGGUUGGGUCUGGCGGCCGGGAAAUUCGAGGAGCUGACGUUCGCCGGGUCGAGGGUGGUGGUGGGGCACAUUUACCCAUUCUGCCCUCAGCCGGAUCUGACGCUGGGGAUCAAGGCGCACACGGAUCCAGGGAUUAUCACGAUUGUGCUUCAGAAUGAGGUACAGGGCUUGCAGGUGCGGCAUGGGGAAGAAUGGGUAGACGUCAAGCCCGUCCCAGGAGGACUUAUUGUCAAUAUUGGAGAUUUUCUUCAGGUAAAUACAUACAUAUACACUGGAAAUGCUACGGCCCCAUUACGGAAAAUGCAAAAAAUGCAGUUUGGAUUUAUUAAUUUUGGUGGUUCCCCAACUCUUUCCAUUUGA
Molecule: messenger RNA, 942 nt
Organism: Striga hermonthica
Lineage: Eukaryota; Viridiplantae; Streptophyta; Magnoliopsida; Lamiales; Orobanchaceae
Source: the annotation of a GenBank genome assembly